CUUCACACCAAAAGUCAACAUGAUACAGCAAUAGAAAUAGAAAUAGGUAAUACAAAAAAUAGUGAACUUGUUUGCGGAUGGAAAAUAAAAACAGAAAUAUUAAAGAAAAUGAACCAUUUAAAAAACACAGAUGCAGAACGUUUAAAUCCAUGUUUAAAGGAGCAAGAACAGUCAUAUCAAUGCCUUAACAAUAAUGGAUUUGAUCACGAAAAGUGUGAAGCCCAUUUCGAUAACUAUAGAACGUGUAAAAAAUUCUGGGGAAAAGUUUCAAGAGAUAGGAGAGCCAGAGGUAUAGUGCCAUACUUACCUAAUGUAGAUGAGAGGGAGAAAAUAAAAGCCGAAUAUAUUCAAAAGAUGGGACAAUUAUAAAUUAUGACUAAACUAAAAGGAUCUUUUUAAGCAAAGUUAAGGGUUACAACUAAAAUAAAGGACUAAACAUUGUGUUGUUUGUAUUCACAGAGUGAAUUAGUAAUGUAAAAUAAAUCUAAUAUUUGUAACUCAAGUAUGCUGCUACAAUUUGCCUAUGUAUUUUGUUUACAAAAUACUUGUACAUAAUAAUAGUAAUUUACUUAUUAUCUAUUAGUAAAGGUAUAUGUUGUGUUAUACCAGCAGAAAAUUUACAAUACUUCACUUUGGACCUGUAUAAUUAUGGUAUACACCAAACUUCUGUCUGUUCUGAAGAUAAGGCAAGGCAUGCAAUGUAGAAAAAUAUCUCAGCAAAGUUAUAAUAAUCUCAGUGCACUUUGGCAUGUUGCAACUUCUGAAUUGAUUAGAAGUUUGGGGCAUACAAAUAUUAUAUUUACUUAUCUGUAUUUAGUUGUUGUUUAUGAAUUAAAGUACUGUAUGCAUUUAAUAUUAAAAAGGCUGAAGUUGUAUAAUUUACCACUUUACCAUAAAUUUAUUAAUAUCACCUUUUAUAUCUAUUAAGAAACCUGUUACACUGUUGUGUUUUAAUAUAAUAACUGAACAUUAUUUCUAAAAGAUUUUAAAGACAUAUUUUGUACUUUGUUUCAAUUAUUAAUACAUAACUGUAGGUAUGCGAAAAUAAUAAAGUAUAUUCUAAAAUA
Messenger RNA from Bicyclus anynana (squinting bush brown), 1067 nucleotides. Its product is annotated as coiled-coil-helix-coiled-coil-helix domain-containing protein 7. The record is from RefSeq and is a predicted model, not a curated record. NCBI's taxonomy places the organism in Eukaryota, Metazoa, Arthropoda, Insecta, Lepidoptera, Nymphalidae. The transcript has 3 exons. The coding region runs from base 109 to 369 and encodes 86 amino acids.